Molecule: messenger RNA, 1855 nt
Organism: Neolamprologus brichardi
Lineage: Eukaryota; Metazoa; Chordata; Actinopteri; Cichliformes; Cichlidae
Source: RefSeq, a predicted model, not a curated record
CUGAUCUAACCAUGGGGAAGGAGAGUCUGCCCAGCUGGGCUCACCAGGACUCUGACGAGGGUCUCGUCCACGUGAACGUCGGAGGUCUGAAGAGGAGCCUCUGUUCCAGCACGCUGAAGAAAUUCCCAGACACCAGACUGGGAAAGCUGCUGGCAUGUGACUCAGAGGAGGCCAUACUGCAGGUGUGUGACGACUAUGAUGUGCAGGAGAAGGAGUUUUACUUUGACAGGAAUCCCGGCCUGUUCCCUUACGUCAUCCACUUCUACCAAACUGGCAAACUUCACAUCAUGGAGGAGCUGUGCGUCUUCUCCUUCAGCCAGGAGAUCGAGUACUGGGGCAUCAAUGAGUUCUUCCUGGACAGUUGCUGUAGUUACCGUUACCACGACCGCAAGCUGGAGAGCAGCCGACAUCGCAGCUGGGACGAUGAGAGCGACGCCAGCAGCGUAGACACAUCUGUGGACGAGAUAUCCGACUUAAACAAAGACAUGCAGCACUUCCAGGAAGUGCGUUAUGGGAACAUCAGGAAGUGUUUGUGGUUGACGCUGGAGAACCCGGGAUACUCCAUCCCCAGCAAGCUCUUCAGUCUGCUCUCCAUCGCAGUGGUGCUCACAUCCAUCUCCACCAUGUGUAUCAACAGCAUGCCAGAGUAUCAGACUUUUGAUUCUGAUGGGAAGUUGAUUGAAGAGCCGACCAUGCAGGCGCUGGAGGUGUUCUGCUCCUGCUGGUUCACCUUCGAGGUGUUCAGGUUAAUGAGGAUCUUCAGAGUGUUAAAGUUGGCGCGACACUCGACAGGCCUGCGAUCACUGGGAGAUGUGGGCCUGGACACCAUCCCGGCCUGCUGGUGGUGGGGGACGGUGAGCAUGACCACAGUGGGUUAUGGGGACGUAGUGCCGGUCACGGUGGUCGGGAAGUUGGCGGCAAGCGGCUGCAUCCUGGGUGGCACCCUGGUGGUGGCGCUGCCCAUCACCAUCAUCUUCAACAAGUUCUCCCACUUCUACCGUCGCCAGAAAGCUCUGGAGGCGUCGGUGAGGAACAACAACCGCAAGAAGAUGAGGAUGAGCUGCGAGAAUGUGCCAGAAGAGGAUGAAGAGGACGAGGGGUCAGACGGGGACAGCUGCUGCCUGGACGAUGAUGAUAUUGAUGAUAUUGAAGAGGACAAUAUAGAUUAUGAGGAUGAAGGAGGUGUAAUAAACUAUAGUUAUGUGGAGCAUCCAUCUUACACGUCGAUAACGAGGAAGAAGGAGCCGCAUCAGCUGUGCUGAAGAGCUGCUGAAGGCAGGAGAUCAAAGCUGUUCAGAUUCACUUCCUGCCUCAUGCAUGACGUGUUCAUAUGGAAACGAUGACUGCAUUCAUAUUUAAUCUGGCUUUUAUUUAAAACAAGGCAACACAAGAGUGAUCUGUACGCUUCAAGUUUGACCUUUGAACUCAUCGAGCAUAAACAGGAGGACUAAAGUCCAGGAGGGCCGGGAUUUGAUCAGAUUUUGGGGAAUUUAAAGAAAUCAGGAGUUGGAGGGAUCGUGUUGUAAAUUGGUUUUAAUUAUUAGCUUUGGGUUUCCAUGACAAACCUACGUGAUGGACGGUAGUUUGCUAUUAUUCAUGCAUGUGGGCAGCUUUCAGGGUGGAAAUUUGUUCUUUCUAAUAAUGAAGUUUUUAUGUAGCUGUUUAAAAAAGAUAAAACACUCAAAACAAUAAAAUUACAUAAGGCGAGAUUAAACACGAAGGUCUGCUCAAGAACCGAAUCAAUUGAGCCUUAACUGAGCUGGACUGAAGAGAAAAAGCAUGCACGUGUAUGAAAUGAAACGAAUAAAAAGAUUAUGAAAGUCUGAAUUGUUAUUUUGUUCUUGAAGUAAAAUGU